CUUACGGGUGGCGCGCUGUGAGCAACUGGCACGGCGAGCAAAUGUGUUGGAGUGAGGAAAUUGCUCCUAAGUGCCAAGUCUGCGACUAUGGAGUUCCGGCGUAGUAGAGAAUGUGAGGAGACAACACCACCCCAUUCUGGGGACUGUGUCUCGCGCGUACUCUGUCGAGCGUCAGUGUUGAUGACGGUGCUGAUGGUGACGCUUUUGGUCGUUGCGACUGUGCUCAGUUCCUGCCUAGGUGCGGGUCACGGGUGGCGUGCUGUGAGCAGCUGGCACCGGGAGGACAGGUGUCGGAGUGCUGGCAACGGGUCUGAGAACAGCAUCCGUGCUUGGUGGAAUGGGAGUAGUGCCUCCCACGCUCAUCGGAGUGGUUCCGCUUCUCUUGAACAGAGGACAUACAACUCAAGGUCUCUCAAAGUCAGCGAUGCUAUACUGCCAGCGAUCCGCGAUCCUGAGCUGAUAGUGAACAAGACGAAGGUGCUCACUUUGACAGACUCGACACUGAAGCCGGUGUUUCCCGCGUCGAUCAGCAACUCCUUCGAUUUGGCYRGCUGCARUAACRUCCUCGAAGACUUGGUGCUCGCAUCCAAUGGCUCURUCUUGUAUUAUGUUCUCGACCAGCGGUGCUACAGUCAGUUGAACGGGUCCGACUCGGAGGAGUUCACGUCGAGUUUGCUGCACUCCGUACGGAAGGCUGAACGGAGGGCAGGCUCAGGGGKAUGGGAAGCCUUCCAGAACGAUUCGCUGAUUACUUACUSGUGGGCGUUUAACGAUAGCGAUGGCAUGAGACCCUCCUCGCCAAUCAUCUUCAACGAGAACUCGACAAUGGAGCCGAUGAUGUGGCUGAAUGGCAUGGACUUGUCCGACGAAGGGACGACUUUGGUGCUAACCACUSAAACACAUGAGGCCAUGGGCAACCCGCUUGAGGAGGGGAGCUGGAUGGUAACCUUGCUCUCUGCUGUGAAUGGCACUAGGCGAUCGAUCCCCCUGCCGGGGAUGACCGCUUGUGGCAUGGGGUUCGAUCCGACGAAGACCAACGCCUACCUUGUGGAUAUGGCCUAUCCGCCGCGUCUGAUGUCUGCAGACUUCGGAGCUCUGCUGGGGAGUGGUGCCAGCAUUACAGGUGACAUGUUGUUCAAGCCCGAAGCCACCUUCCGUCGCGAAAUGGGAUUGAACCUCUCCAACUUGGACGUACGUCCGCAAGGAUUCACUCCUGAUGGUAGUUGCCUGUACAUAGUCGACAGUUGGGAGAAUAAUAUAUUUGCCGUCGAUCUGUCGACGAGGAACAUAACUCUUGUCGCUGACCGGAAAGCAGUUGGUCUUAAGGAGGGAGUGACGGACCAAUUGAGAGAGGUUGUGGUAACCAAGGACGGGUGCAAUGUUUUCGUUAAUGACAUCAACGGUUAUUUGCGAUGGAUUCAGUUAAAAGCGCAGUGCAGCGAAGCGCAAACGGCGGAUGUCGUCGUGUCUUAUAUCGCAGGCGGUUUCUGGGGUUUGGCGAUCCAGGAGGAUGACAACGGGGUUGGCCUGUACAUUGGAACGAAUGACGGACACGUGUUCCAGCUGGAAGUAAAUAAGUCCGCCCUGCACGCAUGCCCCCCGCCCUCCCGACCACUACCGCCCUCCACGAGCCCUCCCCCUCCCCCAUCUUCUUAUCCUCCUCCCGUCAUCUCAUCAUCCUCUCCCCCACCGUCCGAUCAACCCUGGGUGUCCGCUCCGGAUGCCAAAAGCGGCCGAAAUCUAGCUCUAGCWGUCUAUCUGCCCGUGGCCAUUGUGUCAGGCUUUGCCAUCUGUGCGGGCCUCCUGGUCGGUCUCUUCUGCUAUCGGAGGCGGGAAAGUCGAAAGCCGCUGGAAAGUCGGGAGCGGCGGGAAGGCGCGGCGCUGCCGCCGCUUGGACAGCACCCACCUGCCCCUCCCAGUUUGUCUUAUUCCUCCCUAGCCGGUAGUUCACUGCCCGAUGAUUCUCGCAAGGGAGCAUCGAGCAGCCAUGAGCGCGUCCAGAACGUUCAGCCCUUCAGCGUGACCUCGUUCCCGCUGGAAACCUUGGCGUUCGUCACUGGCAAUUUCGGUGAUGAUUAUCGCAUGGGAGACAAAGGUGCUUUUGGCGAUGUCUACUGGGGGGCUCUUGGCGACAGGGAGGUCGCUAUCAAGGUGAUGAGGGGCGGCGUGACGGCGGASAAGCRWAAGCAAUUCGUCGUCGAAGUGAGCACAUUGAGCAGGCUCCAUCACUCCAAUCUCAUCGACCUCAUAGGUUACUGCCAGGAAGGGAAUACGUGCAUCCUUGUAUACCCCUACUUCCGGGGCGGCAGUCUCUCCGGUCGCUUGCACAAAAGAGAUGCCACUCCUAGGACAGAAGCCGGUGCUCCAGCUCCUCCUCUUACGCUAGUGGAGCGCAUGUGUGUGGCCUUUCAGAUCGCCAAGGGUCUCCGCUAUCUUCACACGGAUGUAGAGCCCCCGAUCAUACACAGGGAUAUCAAGAGCAGCAACGUCCUUCUGGAAGAUGGAUCGGGGGCGAAUCUGCGCGCCGUCGUCGCCGAUUUCGGACUGGCGAGGAUGUGUGACAACCUCUUCGAUACGCAAUUCGGGACUAUUGCGCUGACWAGCCACGUGGCAGGUACCCAGGGCUACAUGGCGCCGGAGUACCAGCUGAGAGGCAAGCUGACGGUCAAGAACGACGUGUACGCUUUUGGCGUUAUCCUCCUGGAGCUGCUGACGGGUAGGAAGGCGAUCACGCCGGGACCACCGCCAGGGGGAGAAUGGCAAACGCUUGUGGAGUGGGUGAGACCGUCGCUAGGAGGUCCUCUAGAUCUUGACACCAUACCGAUCGAGAUUCUCGACACGUGUCUGCGAGACCAGGUGCGGACCGAUGCUGUUAUGAGAAGAAUGGUGGUGGGCACGCUGCUGCUGGCGCGGGACUGCGUCGAGGAGGUCGACAGCUCCAGGCCAACGAUGAGUGCGGCCGCCGAGAGGCUGGCCCCGCCGUCUGCGCCGCUGGCUGGGACACGAGGUGCUCGCGAUGUGGGAGUUGGUCGUUCCACGCCAGCCAACGAGCCCCUGCCUCUGAGGGAUGGUGUGGGCUCUGCGGCAUUUGACGAGGAGAGCACACGUGCAUUUAUUGAGAGUCGCAGGUGGGGGGGGAGUGCCGGCAGUUCAGCGCCUGCGCUCGCCCCUGUUUUCAGGAGUGAUAGGCAGUCAGAUGCCGCACGGGGUGGUACUGAGGUGGCACCUGGCGCAUCACCCCACAGUUCGUCGGAGCACCCCUGGCUUCCACCUCCGCCGUCGAGAGCGGCGCAGCGUCCAAUGGUCCACCACGCUCAUGGAACCGCCCACCCGGAUCCGUCACACGCAUCUGCAGAUGCGCGACAUUCUGCUUCCGUGCCUCGUUUCGGGGAACAGGUGGAUCAUGGGGUGCCUGCCGAGGAGGUCCCCGCUCCGGUGUCCGAUUCAUCGCCGACCCCUGUUCCGACAACCACGGGCGGUGGUCUGUCUGCCCCACAGCCUCCACCCGUGUUGACCGGAACGUUAGACCCUUUGCAGCGCAUUCGUGACCUUGCAGUCGCCCAGAGCGUGACACCUGUGAGCCCUGGCGGGUUGUUGGAUGCCGGGGUCCUCAGCGGGAGAGCUACGACGGGACGAUGUCGGGGCACUUACAGGCAGCAAGCCGUCACGUCAUAUUAUUCGGACCCUUUGGAGCCCGCAUGGCAUCUGCAAAUCAUGCGGUUUAUCGUCGACAGCGGGAUGUCGUUCAACAGCACGAAGCUUGAAAGCUUCAAACGCAUGUUCACGAUGAUAAUCCCGUCGGGGCUGGAUGGUGAGGUCCAGAAGUGUGUUCGACCGGUGCUUGACACGUCGAAAGAGACCGGUUGCACAAUCAUGACCAAUGGUUGGACCAACAUCCGUAGUCAGACGUUGUGCAACUACCUUGUUGGUACAGAGAUCGGGGUGGUGUAUGUGUCCACCGAUGUCAUGCGUGGCAAAAAGGACGCCAGUGCCCUCGCGAACGCAUGGUUGAAAAGGGUGAAGUCCAUGGACGUUCAAUUGAGCGACAUCACGACGUUCGUGACGGACUCCGUCGGGAUGAACGUCGCGACGAUGGAGGUAUUCCAAAAAGAUGAGAGCGUGAAACACAUCUUCUGGAUUCCUUGCGUCGCCCACAUCAUGGAUCUCAUUCUCGAGGACGUCGGCGGGAUUGAUUGGGUGGCUUCCCGCAUUUCUCAAGCGAGGCUGGUUACAAGGUUCUUCAAGCGCCAUGGACAUGCGAGAGAAGUUCUUGAGGCGCACUCGACGAAGACUCUUCUGCUACCGGCGGAGACGCGUUUCAGCACGAACGUCAUCAUGAUGGAGAGGCUGGUGGCACUGCGGGCCGCGUUGACAGAUGUUAAGGCCGACGAUCGUUGGCGCGAGACUGUUUGGUCGACCAGCAAGAUCCGCAAGGAUGCAGCGGAGGUCACUUCAUGUAUCGGCUCCCCUCCAUGGUGGGAGGAUUUGAGAGCUCUGUGCAAGAUGCUAGAGCCCAUCAUGGGCGUGCUGAAGUUGGUGGACAGCGACACACGCCAGAUCAGCAAGAUUUUGCGACGUUACGAGGAAAUGAUUGCAUCUUAUUUAUCCGCAUGUCGUGACAUUGAUCGGGAGCAGCAGGACGCUAUUGUGGAGGUGUUCCACAAGCGGCGCACCAUGUUGAAGACCCCCGCCCACACGGCAGCCAUGCUGCUAGAUCCAGAGUUCCGGGACGCGACGCUUUGUGACGAUGCGGAGGUGCAGCAGGCCUUGGUCGAGGCCCUUGUCCAGUUCGGCUACCCGGAGGAUUCGCCGCAUCACCGGGAGGUCCAACGAGCGGUCGCCAAGCUCCACACGAGGGAGCCCCCUUUCGAUGAGCUCACCAUGCGGCGAGCUGCGGAUAUCUUUGAUCACCCUGCCAGUUUUUGUUCCUCAAAGAAGGCGAAGUUCCCUCACAUGGCCGCCGUGGAGGACGAGGCAGCCGUGGACCAGCAGCUCGUCAGAGGCACCGGUGUUCUGGCGAAGGUGACCGAGGAGGAGUUGAGCCUCACCAGAGCGAGGAUGCGGGUCAUUUCCCGCAUGGAAGUCGAGCGUUGGGUGGCAGAGUCGGACAGGAGGCGACGCAGGGCUGGUGGUCGGGGACGUGGUGGCCGUGGACGAGCAGGUGUCGGAGGACGUACACGCGGUGAUGCGGGUUCCGCUCCUCGGACUCGGCGACAGCGGGCGAAUGGUGGCAUUCGCAGGGCCCGCAUGCGUUGGGACGAGGGUGACUUCUUGUUCGACAGCACAUCCAGCGACGACGACGAUUUCUUUGCGUCGGGAACACAUGCAUGCACGGGUGAUGAUAGAGGUGACGCUGACGACAGACGCGAUGACAGAGGCGACGGUGAUGACAGAGAGCCCCCUGAACUGAUAGAGGGGGAUCUGGUCAAGCUCACGAUCCCCGGACGCAGCAUUCUACACGCUGACGACGAGUUUGCGUGGAGGUUCAUAAUCCUGUCCGAGGACGUGUGGCUUUGGACGUACAGAGAGCACCGGCCGGGGCAAGGAGUGGGCGUAGUGAGAGCUUUCUUGUAUUUGGGACCGGGUGCGGUCAGGGAGGCCGUGGUGGGCCUCGCGAUGACAGGGACUAGUGACGCAAUUAGCAGGGCGUUACGCUACCUAGGGGAAGAGGUAGUUGCUUUCCGAGAGGAGGACGCGAGCGACCCGUUGACCCUAUUUCACGGACGCCCUCCUCUUGAUAUCACGGGCGAGCUGGUGGUAGCACGGGACGGGUUUUUCCCGUACAGCGUUAGGAGCCUGCGGGCGAUAGUUCCGACGUUCGUAGUAGRGAGCGUCUUUGGAGGUAUUGGAGGAGUGGUCGAGACAUACCUGGCCUAUCAGGAUCUCAAGAUCCUGGCGAGAAGGCCUGCUGACCUAGAUUACAUCUAUUAUUUGCUUGCGACCGGUGGGCCUCGUUGGGGAGACGAGAGGAUUCAGCUUAUAGAGUUGAUCCGCUUGAUAGACGACGAGUGGCCCCAGUCUCCGUGCGUUUGGGAUUGGUUAGACCGUGAGCUCCGAGCAGGCCCCGAGUACGUGACUUGCAUCGGGCGACUCUUCUCAGACGACUGGGGGAGCUGGUGGAGUGAGGACGCCGGGCGACCUCUGAUAUACGGCCAUCAGUUGGCACAAUACUACCAGGGUAUAGGACAGGCGCCAUACCGCGUCGAGGACGAGUUUGACGACGAGGGUUGGGAGCGAGAGGACGACGAGGACGCCUGGGAGCCAGACUGGGUCGACCCAGAGAGUGAGGUUGACGAGGAAGAGAUUGACGUUACAGACGCCCAUUUUCCCAGGAUAGGAGUGGCGGUCCGGGCGUAGGAGGUAGAAGAGCACACCAGGGCGACGGUUGAGUGAGCCUGGCUACAGAACC
Molecule: messenger RNA, 6409 nt
Organism: Chara braunii
Lineage: Eukaryota; Viridiplantae; Streptophyta; Charophyceae; Charales; Characeae
Source: the annotation of a GenBank genome assembly